This is a messenger RNA of Anthostomella pinea, 1545 nucleotides long. The record is from the annotation of a GenBank genome assembly. NCBI's taxonomy places the organism in Eukaryota, Fungi, Ascomycota, Sordariomycetes, Xylariales, Xylariaceae.
AUGUCGUGGGCAGCAUCAGCGCCGCCCGGCAUCCAGCAGCCGGCAGCGGCCUACUACUCUCAACCAUCCAAUGCCGCAUACACUGCUGUCCCGCUCCGCCAGGGCUUCAGCCAAGCAUACCAAGCACAAACUCAGUAUUCCUACACCGCCCCUGCUAAUCCGCCCCCACCGGCAACCACCGUGCCCACUGCCACUGCUUCGGACCAGCAAUCACAGAAGAUUGAAUGGCCUCAGUCGGUUCGCGACUACGUGCAACGAACGUUUCAGAAGUCCAGCGAUAUCGUGGGCAUCUCCGGUGCAGAAGUCCAGGCGAAACUCAAGGAUGUCAUUAGGUACACCCAAGAUUGCGGAAUCAUGCACACCACCGACUGGAGCCAAAUGCCUUCGCCUCAACAGAUGAUUCAGGCAGAACGCCAGCAAGCCUUGAUGGCCUCGAUAAGUUCCCCGGCCGCUCCGGACCACACCGCCACCGCCAAAGCCAAAGUGAAUCCCAAGAAGCGAAAGUCUACUGAUCUCAACGAACCUGAUCAGCUCGGGUCGACUGUGCCGUGGCGUAGCACCAAGGACCUUUCCCUUGAAGAUCGGAUUAGCAAGCCCGCAACCGACAUGCGGUCUUUGAUGGACGGUCCCCUACCGGCCAAAAGUAAGUCCCAGAAAAAUGCCGAGAAACGGCAGCGCCGUGGGGAUGGCGGAUACCAAUCCUCCUACCGGUCUCCGAGCCCGCCGCCCCUGAAAGGUCCCAUUGUGGGUCUCAAUGAGAAACUCGAGAAGAAGUUCUUCCGCUUGACUGCUGCUCCAAAGGCCCAAGACGUCCGACCAGAGCGCAUCCUGCAUCAGACUCUGGACAUGCUGAAGAAGAAGUGGCGAAAGGAGGGCAACUACAAUUUUAUUUGCGACCAGUUCAAGUCUCUCCGUCAGGAUCUGACAGUGCAGCACAUUAGAAACGAGUUCACUGUUUCUGUCUACGAGAUCCAUGCCAGGAUUGCCCUGGAGAAGGGGGAUCUGGGUGAGUAUAACCAGUGCCAGACACAGCUGCGUGCUCUGUACAUGGCUGGUAUCAAAGGCAACUCGAUCGAGUUCAAGGCCUAUCGUAUCUUGUAUUUCAUCCACACUGCGAAUCGGACAGCGCUGAAUGACGCUAUUGCGGAUCUAACCACAGCAGAGAAGGAAGAGCAACCCGUCAAACAUGCUUUGAACGUCCGUUCGGCAUUGGCGCUGGGGAACUAUCACAAGUUCUUCCAGCUCUACCUCGACGUCCCGAACAUGGGAGCAUAUCUCAUGGAUAUGUUCGUCAAACGGGAACGACUUGCUGCACUGGCCAACAUGUGCAAAGCAUUUAAACCUGACCUGAAACUCCGUUACAUCACUGAAGAGCUUGCUUUCGAGUCUGACGCGGAAUCCGCGCAGUUCAUCAUCGAUUAUGACCAAGAUCUGCUCCUAGAAAGAGAAGACCACAUUGUCUUCUUGACUGGGAAAGCAGGCCAGCGUUUCGAAGAAGCCAGGGGUGAAGCCUUUCGUAGGGUUGACCUGAAAGGCCAGAUCUGA